GCGGGUGUCUCACAGCGAGUGUCUCACAGCUUCUUCGUCUCACAGCGAGUGUCGUCUCACAGCGGCAAGGGCGGCAAGGCCGGGCCGGAGCGAGACGAACCUGGCUGACGCCUCCGCGCUCAACAGCAGCACCGUACAGCUGUCACCCACACACAGACAACAGCCACGAAGUGGCAGUGACGUUCCACGGCGCUUGUGCCAGGCUAGGUGCACGUUGAGACCAUCAGUGUUGGAAAGCUCGCUGCUGGGAGGUCACGGGCAGGCCCUGGUGUUCUGGGUUGACUGCCUCAGAUGACUGCUCCCCGCUGUGCCAUCUUACACGCACAUACAGUAUCUACUGUACAUACAACACAAGAGGCAAAGACUUUAAAGAUACACUUUUUUGGGGCAAGAGCUCUUCGCCAUCACUUACGAAGACCGGCAGGGCACACGGAAGGCCUUGGAGGUCAGCACCACGCACGGGGCCACCUGUUUCCCCAGUGCUGACGUUGACUACACACACACAGCACACCAGGUCCUCGUUGAAGGCCGAGUCGACCUAGGAGGGGUCCCCCCAGACACAAUGGGAGCGCGUUCACUGAGAAGCCGCCGCCGCCGCCGCCGGGAGAGGUCGCGAGGGCGACGCCCGGAACGUGAAUCGGGCGGCGAGAUGCGGGCACAGCCGCGGGGCUUGGUUUGUGACAGCAGCCAGAUGGUGCAGAUGCGAGGCCUUGUCGUGCUUCUUAUGUCCAAAGCGGCCGGACCCAAACCUAGCAAGCAGCCCGACGGCAAGAUCUCGUCCGAUCCCGAGGUGAUGGUAGACGGCAUCUACCCAAGCCAGCGCAGCUUGGCGGAGAUUGCCGAGCUCAUCCACACGGCGUUUGCCGUGCACCGCGGCAUCGUGGAUGUCGCCGCCAUGGUACUCAGCGACGACUGCCGCGACGACAUGGAUUUUGGGAACAAGAUGGCGGUGCUCAGCGGCGACCUCUUGCUUGCGAACGCGUCCACGGGGCUGGCGCGCCUCAACAACACGCAUGUUGUGGAGUUAAUGUCCAGCGCGAUUGGAGACCUCGUGCAGGGGUUGUUCUACGAAGGAAGUGGAAGCGAACAGGUUCCGGAGAAUGCCAGUGUCUGCGAUUAUCUGGACCGGACCUUCCUCUCCCACGGUGCCUUGCUUGCCAAGAGCUGCCAAGCUACACUCGUGCUGGCCAAUCAGAGCGCCGAGCUGCAGCGGUCCGCGUUCAGCUACGGCAGGGACAUGGCGGCGGCGCACCAGCUGAAUCUGGACAUGCAGCCGUUUAUUGGGGUGGACAAUGAUGCGGUGCACUUCAGCUUUCACUCCGCGCCGGCGAUCCUGCACCAAGAGCGAGUGGGAACAAGAGCCUGGCAGAGCGCCGUCAAGAAGGCCACAGAUGCCUCGGGACGCAUUGACUUUGGAAAGCUGGCCUCCUCCCCGGAUGUGCGCCAGUCGGUGCUCGCCACAUCCCAGCUCUGCCACCUGCACGGAGAACGGGCGCUGGCGGCGCUGGCGGCGCUGCCUCCGUCUCCGGCGCGCGACGCCCUCACCACGAUGGCGCACGCCGCCUCUGUGCUGUGAGAUGACGCCGCCUUCAACGUCAUGGCCAUCCCCACCCCACGCGUCAAACUUCGGCGAUGUCCGACUCGAAUGAGCAGAGGCGGUGCUCGUCUCCCGUUUAGGACCCUGAGCCGGUGGUGGAAAUUCCACAUUGCUAUGGUGGGGGGUGAGUUUCUCCACGGGACAACCCCUGUUGACUUCCCUACAAAGUAGUACAUGUUUUUACGAUGGGCUGAAUCAUGCCCAACCGGGAUUUGAAUUCUCAACCCCCGCUCGCUUGUGCGCCGUGCCACGUGGCUGGACUCCCAAGCACAAUAUAACAUUUGACAAGGCCCUACAGCUGUAAAUGAAACAUAACAUACACAAAUACGGGAAAACCUUGCCCAUGUCUGAAACACGAGGGGGGGGGGGGGGAUUUUUCUCUACGCGGUUUUAUGCUGCUACGGUGCGAAUUCAUUGACUGAGAACGAUUUACAGUAUUUGCCAUGUGUUUGUGUGAUAAUGUAAGGCAGUCGACAUGCACAAUGGCACAACACAAAUAG
Messenger RNA from Petromyzon marinus (sea lamprey), 2097 nucleotides. It is a transcript of the gene PDSS2, whose product is annotated as decaprenyl diphosphate synthase subunit 2. Gene Ontology annotation, cellular component: transferase complex; mitochondrion. Lineage: Eukaryota; Metazoa; Chordata; Hyperoartia; Petromyzontiformes; Petromyzontidae. Gene Ontology annotation, biological process: ubiquinone biosynthetic process; isoprenoid biosynthetic process. The record is from RefSeq and is a predicted model, not a curated record. Gene Ontology annotation, molecular function: prenyltransferase activity.